Lymnaea stagnalis (great pond snail) is the source of this 5269-nucleotide messenger RNA. The record is from the annotation of a GenBank genome assembly. NCBI's taxonomy places the organism in Eukaryota, Metazoa, Mollusca, Gastropoda, Lymnaeidae.
UUGGAUUUGAUUUUCUCAUCUUUACAAUUUCUAAACUUUUUCAACACAUUCAAAAAAAAAACACAAAAAAAAAAACGGACCAAUAUUUUCUGUGACACCGGAUAUAUCUGAAGAUGACCACCGGUGUGUAAGUGAUUUUUUUCCCCCAAAAAGUUAAGCGGCAAACAUGAGAAGACCAACCGUUGAAGAGCUGGGCUGCCUCGUCUACAACACAACAGCAGGCCGUCUCAUGUGUCUCAAUGACGUCAAGGCCAGGCUGUAUCUGCCCGUGACCAUCUUCCUGGCUGUCCUUAUCGUCAUCGGCACAAUAGGCAAUGCCACGGUGAGUGAAGUGCUCGGGUACAAGCAGUUAACUGUGCCAAUAGUCGGUACAAUAGGCCAUGGCAUGGGUAUUUUCGUGCUCGGGUACAAGCAAUUAACUGCACUCUUAGUUGUUCAUGAGAACUAGUAGUGGUACAACAUGGACAUUUAACUAUCUCUUUAGCUGGGCGUUAAAGCCCACAUUUGUACAACAUAAGACACAGCAACAUAAGCUGUGAUCAAAUAUAAUCUCUACAUUGAUAAUGUAUGUGUUUUUCUCUAAGGUCAGAUAUUUAUGAUUUAAAUUAAUAAGUAUAAAAUAUCACGGUUAUUAAAAACACCUCUUCAACGUCAAGUCAUUUAAAAAACUUCCAUUUGAUUAUUUGCCACUUUUAUUAUUUUACACUUUUAUUAUUUGCCACUUUUAUUAUUUGUCACUUUUAUUAUUUGCCACUUUUAUUAUUUUACACUUUUAUUAUUUGUCACUUUUAUUAUUUGCCACUUUUAUUAUUUUACACUUUUAUUAUUUGUCACUUUUAUUAUUUGCCACUUUUAUUAUUUUACACUAUUAUUAUCUAAUAAUUUUAUAAUUUCACACUUUUAUUAUUUUAUACUUUUAUUAUUUUAAAUUUUCAUUAUUUUAUACUUUUAUUACUUUAUACUUUUAUUGUUUUAUUCUUUUAUAAUUUCACACUUUUAUUAUUUUAUACUUUUAUUAUUUGCCACUUUUUUUUUAAAACUUUUAUUUAUAAUUUUCAUUGAAACCAAUCCUAAGGUCUGCCUGGUCUACUGUAACCGGAAGUCACGUGUGUCUUCUCAUUACUUCAUCUUGUAUCUGGCCGCCCUCGACCUGGUCACGUGCGUAAUAGGGAUGCCGACUGAGAUAGCUGACCUGGUGCUGCCUUACACAUUCGAGUCGCCCUGGGCCUGUAAGGUGCUGAGGUUCACACAUUCCAGCACCAUUAUCGCCAGCAGUACCAUCCUCAUUGAGGUGAGCACCAUCUUUGCAAGCGGCACCAUCUUUGACAAUAGUCUGCCGUGAUAUUUUAUUUUGUUAAAGUUUGCACACUUUUUAAGCUUCUGUAAAUUAAUUUACAAAAUCAGAAACAUCGUUCUAUAAUUAUUUAUUUUUCUAAGCGUCCAUUUAAAAGGUUGCAGUGCCAAGCACUCGAUGACUUCCCUUAGUUUCCGCUUACUUCCCUUCGACCAAAAAAAAAAUAUCGAAUUCUGAUUUCUUCUUUCUACUUAAGCUUUGCUCGCAUGUUAAUGUGAGCCAAGAAUAAGUGUCACCUCAUUAGGUAAAGUGUCUCAUUAAAACUAUUAUUUUUUAUAUUUUUUUUACGUGCAGGUUGCAUUCGAUCGCUACUACCGAAUCUGCCAGCUGGGCCGACAGUUCACAGCCAACAAAUCAAGAUUCCUGUGUGUCGGUGCGGUCGUGCUGGGACUGGUCUGCUCUUGGCCAACUUUCUUACUCUUCGGAAGGUAACAUUGGAUGUUUAAUUUCGUAGUUUAAUUUUGUGUUGUGUGUUUUAUCCUCGGUCGGCAUUUGCUCUCUGAAGAGGCCGGAUUCAAUUUUGGCAAUCGCACCGAUAUUACCUUUCCCAUGACUUUUAUUUUGAUGUCCCAGUCUUAAUUCGUGACUUCUGUGGGGAAAUGAAGCUUUGCAAGUUCUUCUAUUGAGAUUUUCCAUUCUCUUCAUUUAAGAUGUUAUGUUAUGACUAUGCCGUAGACUCGACAUCAAUCGAGAGUUUCAAGGCUGCCCUGGCAUCCUCUAGGAGCGGUUAGGAUAGCCGCAUCGCUUCCCCAACCGUUGCACACAUGCCAGUACAUGGAUGCAGCAACGUACCCUACCCGAACCAGAACCAUCAUUUAAAAAAAAACAAAAAAAAAACAAUAUGCAUAUGAAAUGAGAGAAAUGCACAAGACAGAUUAUUCUUAAAGAACGCUUUUCAAAGAAAGGGUUUGAUACAUUUUGACGUUGAUUUUUUCCCCCCUCAGGAAAACCGUGACCCGCAACUUGAACGGCAACAUUCUGAAAGGCUCGGACUGCUCCACCGACGACUCGAUGCGGCGCACCAUCUACCCGACCAUCUACUACGUCUUCCUGUUCUCGCUGUUCGGCAUCACCGUCAUCUUCUUCGCCGUGCUCUACUCCAAGAUCGGACUGACCAUCCUGGGCAGGAAACGCAUGCACAUGGGCUCGGUGAACUCCAAUACGUCGUCCAGCAAGGGACUGCUGAGGUCAGGGUCAAAGAAGGAAAACGUGAGUGAAGUCCUCCAUCUUCUGUGUAUGCGUGUGUGUGUCAACUGUGUUGUGUGUCAUUUCUGGAUGUGUGUUUCAACUGUGUUGUGUGUCAUUUGUGGAUGUGUGUUUCAACUGUGUUGUGUGUCAUUUGUGUAUGUGCAUCAGCUGUGUAUGUGUGUCAACUGUGUUGACUGUCAGGGAAAAUUUUCUAUUUUGGGGGUUGGGCAAUGUGUGUGUGUGUGUGCGUGUGUGUGCGUGUGUUAUGUGCAGGGGAUGCCGUUAUUUUAGAUAGAUGGUAAUUGGCUGUAAAAAAAAAAUUAUUUUGUUUAGUGGUGCAUUUCUUCUGGAAGUUAUGGUUGUGUUGACCUGUGUUAAGUUGAUCUGUGUUGACAUGUGCUUAGUUGACCUUUGUUUAGUUGACCUGUGUUAAGUUAACAUGUGUUUAGUUGACAUGUGUUAGGUUGAUAUGAGCCAAGUUAAACUGUGUUAUUCGCGAGUUCAUUUCUGUUAAGAUGAGACAGAUCUGACUAACGCAUAUUGCUUUAUCAUUAUCUUACCAUUUUCUUUUGUGGUAUUUAAGUUUAUUUGUUGUUGUUUUGGGGGUUGGGGGGGAUGAUUUUAGACUUUCAUCCUUGUUUUAUUGUUCAAUCAUUCCAUUCAAUUAUUGUUCAAUUGUUCCAGCAUUCAAUCUCUUAUAUCAAACUUUAAGACGUGGUCACCUUGUUUAUUUUUCAGUCUCACGUGUCUGACCCAACAAGCUCCGACCUGUCGACCGAGCAGGACGAAGGUCAGGGCGGUGCAUCUACAGCCAGUGGCAACAGCAACAACAGCAUUAUGAGCAGCAGCACCUCCACCACCACCAUCUCCGGCAGCUACAGCAGCAUAAAACGUCACGGAAAGAAGGCGAGACCGCUCGAAGAUCCCCAGAAGUGGCACCACCCAGACCCAACAUGCAGGACGGCUUCCACGCCGUGCAUCGAUUCAGCCAACAAUAUUUAUACCGGGAGUGAUACCGAGGACCUGCCUUCCAACGGAGCCGCGCCCAUCACAAACCUCGAAAUGGUUCAGCAAAAUAGUCCCAGCCCCGUCAUCAGAAUCAGUCACAGCCUAACCGCUUCCGAGAAAUGUCCAGCCAUCGCCCUGGUCGGUGGUACGAUUCCUGCAAUAGCUUUGGCUGGUGGAGCGAUCCUCACGAGAACCCCGAGUCGGAAGAAUAGCCGCACGCGAUUUUUUUACCGCCAUUUCCAGCAGAACCACCACCAGGUGGACACGACUGACGACGAGGGCAACACGACCGACGGGCAAAAAACGCAGGCGAGGACAACCCCGAGGAGUUCGGCCAGACAGAUCCGCGUGGGGAAGACGACCACUGUUCUGUUCGCCGUGACCCUGGCCUACAUUUUGAGCUUCCUCCCCUACCUGACGGUCAUGGUGCUGAGAAGCAUCAUCCGGGACCUCGAGGAAAACCUCAGCCCCGUGGGGGAGCUGGCCUACAAGCUCUGCGUCAAGUCUUUCUUCAUCAACAACGCCAUUAACCCCUUGAUCUACAGCUUUUUGAACCAAACCUUCCGGCAAGAUGCCAAGCUCAUGAUCAUCAAAUGCUACGGCGGCCCCAGGCGGCCCGCGGGGUCGCGGCCUCGGGUCGUGUCGCCGCCCAAUGUUGUUUGACGAAAUAAUGCGUACGUGACUUUAAAAAACAAAACAUUGAACAAUCACAACUAUGAUGUGACCAAGCCAUUUUGGGGUAAGAUAGGAUGACCAGAUCCAGCAGUUGUACUGGCGAGACCCCGGAUUCUUAUGUGGUCAUGCCAGCAUUCCCUGCUCUCGCGUAACUGUUCCAAUGACCCUCACAGCCUUACAGUUGCAGUUCUUAGGACCCGUCACUGACACGUUGUUUUCUUUGGUGUGGUCAGUGGUUGAUGAGUGCUGGGGCCAUGUGUCCGUGACCCAUCCCUUAGGUUCCAAUAAGUUAUGUUUUGCUCAUCGCAAUUUGCUCUGGCGUUAUCUUUUGCAAAGCGGGGUUUCCCUUGCGACGUCUAAAUACAAGACAUUCAAAUCAAAGGUGCUUCUUUAAGGAAACUUAGCAUCACUUUUUUGACGUCAGCAAGGGCCAUCCAUCUAGUGUGGACCAUGAAUGUUCCCUUAUGUUGCAUUUUCAAUUAAAGUUGAAUACACGAGCAAGGAAACUGUUUCACUAUAACUUAUACAAGUUUACAGAACUUAAUUUCUCUUUUGUUUAAAAUACCCAGCGAACUGGCGCCUUGAUCUGAACAAGCAUUGAACUUUGACCUCAGCGAUCUGUGUUAAAAAGUGGAGAUGAACACAAUACAGUGCCACAUGAUAUAUAUGUAAACAUGCUCAUGGACAAGCAUUUUUUUCCUGCCUAAUCUAUCCUUGACAGAUAGAACAUGACAGAAAUGACAUGAAAGAUAUGACAUGACAGACAUGACAUGAAAGAUAUGACAUGACAGAUAGUAUACUUACAUGUUAACGACAGAAAUGGAUUUGUUUGCUCGUGUUUAGAUCUGAUCUAUUGAAGAGAACGAUCAGGCCACAGUGUGCAGUGGAUGUAUGAUUGUGUGGAGUCACCGAGUGGAUGAAUGAUCGUGUGGAGUCACCGAGUGGAUGAAUGAUCGUGUGGAGUCACCGAGUGGAUGAAUGAUCGUGUGGAGUCACCGAGUGGAUGAAUGAUCGUGUGGAGUCACCGAGUGGAUGAAUGAUCGU